AUGAGUACCCAGCCACACACUGUGACCAAGGCAGAGAUCCCUGGUCAUGUUCUUUACACCGUAGGAACAUGUGUGCUCAUUAUUGGCUCCAUUGGCAUCAUUGGAAACCUCCUAGUCCUCUAUGCAUUUUACAGCAACAAGAAGCUGAGGACUCCCCAAAACUACUUUAUAAUGAAUUUAGCUGUGAGCGACUUCCUGAUGUCGGCUUCUCAGGCACCCAUGUGCUUUGUCAACAGCUUGCACAGAGAAUGGAUACUUGGAGACAUAGGCUGUAACUUGUAUGCUUUCUGCGGGGCUCUCUUUGGGAUAACCUCGAUGAUGACCCUGCUGGCUAUCUCUGUGGACCGCUACCUGGUGAUCACAAAGCCCCUGCAGUCCAUCCAGUGGACUUCCAAGAGACGCACCGUGCAGAUCAUCGCCCUGGUGUGGCUCUACUCCCUGGGAUGGAGCGUGGCUCCGCUCCUCGGCUGGAGUUCCUAUGUGCCUGAGGGCUUGAUGAUAUCCUGUACGUGGGACUAUGUUACCUACUCCCCUGCAAACAGAAGCUACACCAUGAUUUUAUGCUGCUGUGUGUUUUUUAUCCCCCUGGUAAUAAUAUUCCACUGCUAUUUAUCGAUGUUCCUGGCCAUAAGGCGUACUGGCAGAGAUGUUGAAAAGCUGGGGUCCUGCAGCCGGAAAUCCUACCUCUCUCAGUCCAUGAAGAAUGAGUGGAAGCUGGCAAAAAUUGCUUUUGUGGUCAUCAUUGUGUUUGUCUUGUCCUGGUCUCCAUAUGCUUGUGUCACCUUGAUUGCCUGGGCAGGUCGAGGCAACAGUCUAACACCAUAUUCCAAAUCUGUGCCAGCAGUUAUUGCCAAAGCUUCUGCAAUCUACAACCCCAUCAUUUAUGCAAUAAUUCACCCAAGAUACAGAAAAACCAUCCACAAAGCUGUUCCCUGCUUGAGGUUCCUGAUACGAAUAUCAAAGAAUGACCUCCUGAGGGGAUCCAUAAAUGAGUCAUCCUUCAGGACCUCUCUCUGCAGCCACCACUCUCUUGCUGGCAGGACUAGGAGCACUUGUGUUUCCUCUGUUUCUACUGGAGAAGCUACCUGGAGCAAUGUAGAGCUUGACCCUGUGGAGCCAGCUCAAGAGAAGCUGAAGCCUCGCCGAAGUCAUUCUUUCUCCACAAGUCUGAGCCAAGAGAAGAGAGACCUGCUCCCAAAGACCUGCAGCUGCGAUGCAGCCGCUGCCCAAAAGGUUUCGCUCUCCUCCAGCUGUUUGGAGAAGGUGCUUGGGCAGCCUGUCCUACCCAGUCCUUCUGCACCACUCAUGACCAGCUCCCUGAGAGCAACUUCUCUGCCUGUCAGAUUGAAUAGCAGCAGUGUCACCAGUGGAGACUCAAGUACUUUCCAUAUGGCAACUCAAGGAAGUCAAGUGAAUGGAGUUGUGGAUUCUCUCACUAGCAAUGCAGUCCCUCGCAUCAUCAUCAUUCCUACCUCAGAGACCAGUCUGUUUCGGGAAGAACUGGAAGAGGAUGAGACUGAAUUAUUCCACUUUCAUGACAAAAAGGGCAAUCUGCUGGACUUGGAAGAGCUUAGCUCAUCCGUGGAGUUCCUUGAAGCUGUUGAGAAAUUUCUAUCCUAG
Messenger RNA from Haemorhous mexicanus (house finch), 1620 nucleotides. RefSeq names its product melanopsin-like. The transcript is spliced from 9 exons. Gene Ontology annotation, molecular function: G protein-coupled receptor activity. Gene Ontology annotation, cellular component: membrane. NCBI's taxonomy places the organism in Eukaryota, Metazoa, Chordata, Aves, Passeriformes, Fringillidae. Bases 1 to 1620 code for a protein of 539 amino acids. The record is from RefSeq and is a predicted model, not a curated record. Gene Ontology annotation, biological process: G protein-coupled receptor signaling pathway; visual perception.